AUGUGCAAAGUCGCCAACGUGGGAUGGCCUCCCACGUUGCCGCACGGUUCUACGCUCAUCCGCUUCUGUUCUGUUCACUGCUGUGGCGCUCCAUCGGUGCUUCCGCUGCAUCGUGCAUUGGCUCCUCUGCGCAUCGGCCUCGCCGACCCGUCACCGCUCAGGCCGCCUUUCCGACCAGCUUCUUCGCUCGCCCACUCCACCAUCUUCUCGCGCCCUUCCCAAGCCCUUCGUAUCUGGCACCCUCGCCAGGAUCACCUUGUCUCGUCUGCAGCUGGCGCGCCAUCCCUCAGCAUCUCUGCCUACGCUGCAUCUGAUAUACACGCACAUCCACCUCGGCCUGCAGCCAUCUCCGACCGCGACCUUCACGUGAAGCCGCCUACCUAG
Moesziomyces antarcticus is the source of this 384-nucleotide messenger RNA. RefSeq lists its product as uncharacterized. The record is from RefSeq and is a predicted model, not a curated record. Lineage: Eukaryota; Fungi; Basidiomycota; Ustilaginomycetes; Ustilaginales; Ustilaginaceae. The transcript is spliced from 2 exons. Bases 1 to 384 code for a protein of 127 amino acids.